UGGGAAGGUGCUGGUGUAUGUCUGCAAAUAAAAAAAUGAUAAAGCUAUACAAAGAAAAAUAGGCCGAUUCCUCAUCAGCUCUCGGACAGACGGCCGUUACAUAUCGGAUGAAAUAAAUCAGCCACGGAAGGCUACAAUAGUUGCUCCAUUUGAGCCCCUGAAAGACUGGCCUUUGCAUGAUAUAAAGCACAUGCAUUCAUGUGCAAGAGAGGUCAACCAAAGCAAAACCAUAGAAUUUGUGAGAUGAAGAUGACUUGGGUUGUUUAAAAGCACAUUACUUCAGAUACAUUUUUGGGAGUACCCUUGGCUGCUCCACCACCAUAUACCUGCCGAUAUGUAUGGAAGUUCCCGAUCAGUGAGCAAAAUGGACAGUAAUCAUGGCGGAAGUAGAAAUAACCAGAGUAAUUCGGGCCGCUCACCACGGCUGCCUCGGUCACCCCGCAUGGGCCACCGUCGCACCAACAGCAUGGGGGGCAGCGGCGGAGGCCCAGGGGGCUCUGGAGGCAAGACGCUGUCCAUGGAGAACAUCCAAUCCCUCAACGCUGCCUACGCCACAUCAGGGCCAAUGUACAUGAGUGACAAUGAAGUUGCAAUAGGCACCUCCUCCGAUCUCCCCAAGAGUGGUGUCGCGACGGGACGUUUUGGUGGCAGCAUCCCUUAUGGUGUCCGAGGAACGGUAACGGGCAGCACACCUGACAUGGCUAUGGUGCCGGCAGUGUCCACCGACUCUAUGGGCUUUGGAGGGGAGAUCCACGCAGCAUCAACCGUUCCUCACUCCCUGCGCCAGGCAAGGGACAACACAAUUAUGGAGCUCCAAGCCCAGCUCAAGGAGGUGCUAAGGGAGAACGAGCUCCUUCGGAAGGACAUAGAGGUGAAGGAGAGCAAGCUUAGCUCCUCCAUGAGCUCCAUCAAAAGCUUCUGGAGCCCGGAGCUGAAGAAGGAACGUGCGUUACGCAAAGAUGAGGCGUCCAAAAUAGGAGUGUGGAAGGAGCAGUAUCGUGCAGUGCAAGAUGAGACACAGCACUUGCAGACAACCGUGCAGGCGCUUCAGGCUGAGCUGCGCAUCCAGCGUGAUUUGAACCAGCUGCUACAACCACUCGGGGAGCCGCUGGCCUGUGAGCCAAGCGAGGAGCAGGAACGGCAGGCUCGAGAGCUUUUCUUGCUCCGCCGUACCCUGGAGGAGAUGGAAGUUCGCUUGGAAACCCAACGACAGACACUAAUUGCUCGUGAUGACUCAGUCAAAAAGCUCCUGGAGAUGUUGCACAGCAAGAGCCCUUCGGCUAAAGCCAACGAAGAGGAUCAUGAGCGAACACGUCGCCUUGCAGAUGCUGAGAUGCACGCACACCACCUAGAGAACCUUUUAGAACAGCGUGAUAAAGAGCUGGUGGCUUUGAGAGAGGAGCUGCAUCGCCGCCUCGAGGGGACGCCAGAGACUACGAAAACCAAAGCUCUGCAGACUGUAAUUGAGAUGAAGGACUCCCAAAUCAGUUCUCUAGAGCGGGGCCUCAGAGAGCUGGAAGACCAGAUCAUGAUGCUUCGAUCCAGUAGCAUGCUCAGCUGUGAAGAACGGCAGGAGGAGGCCAAACAAAUGGAGGUUUACCGUAACCACACUAAGUUCAUGAAAAAUAAGAUGGACCAGGUUAAGCAGGACCUGUCCAGGAAGGACAGUCAGCUCCUCGGCUUGCAGACCAAGUUGGAGACCCUGACUAACCAGUUCUCUGACAGCAAACAACAUAUUGAAGUCCUCAAAGAGUCUCUGACUGCCAAAGAACAACGUGCUGCCAUAUUACAGACUGAGGUGGAUGCUCUGCGGUUGCGUCUGGAGGAGAAGGAGACCACGCUGAACAAGAAGAGCAAGCAGAUCCAGGAAAUGUCAGAAGAAAAGAGCACACUAAAUGGAGAAAUCCAUGACCUGAAGGACAUGCUGGAUGUCAAGGAGCGUAAAGUCAAUGUACUUCAGAAAAAAAUUGAAAACCUGCAGGAGCAACUGAGGGACAAAGAGAAGCAAAUGAGCAGUCUUAGGGAGAGGGUGAAGUCCCUGCAGACAGACACAUCUAAUACAGACACAGCCCUCACUACUCUGGAGGACUCACUGGCUGAGAAGGAGCGUAUUAUUGAACGUCUGAAGGAGCAGCGUGACCGCGAGGAGCGAGAAAAAGCUGAGGAGCUGGACAACAGCAAGAAAGAACUGAAAGAGUUAAAGGAGAAAGUCAGUGUGUUACAGGGAGACCUGUCAGACCGUGAGACUUCUCUCCUGGACCUCAAAGAGCAUGCGUCAUCUCUGGCAUCUUCUGGCCUGAAGAAAGACUCCAAACUGAAAAGUUUAGAAAUUGCUCUUGAGCAACGAAGGGAGGAGUGUACCAAGCUCGAAAACCAACUGAUGAAGGCCCAGAGUGCCGCAGCCAAUGUAAAGGCCAACUCUGAACUAUCCGAGCGCAUUUCCUCACUUGAAUCUGAUGUGACCAGACACAGAGAGGACUCUGCCAAGGCUCAGGCUGAAGUUGAUCGCCUAUUGGACAUUCUGCGUCAGAUGGAGAACGAGAAGAAUGACAAGGACAAAAAAAUCAACGAACUGGAGAGUGUGGCUUCCAGGCAAAUAAAAGAGCAGAGUAAGAAGGUUUCUGGCAAACACAAGGAGCAAUCAGGGAAGGGCAGGAAUGUCAACGAUGGCCCGCAGCAGGAGUCCUUGCGGCAGAAGGCAGAGCGUAUUGAAGAGUUGGAGGAGGCUCUUAGAGAAAGUGUUCAAAUAACUGCCGAGAGAGAGAUGGUACUGGCACAGGAGGAGGCAGCAAGAAACCACCAUGAAAAACAGAUGGAAGAACUACUUGGAGCGAUGGAGAAAGUGAAGCUAGAACUUGAGUCCAUGAAGGCCAAGAUGUCGUCCACCCAGCAGUCUCUGGCUGAGAAAGAAGCUCAUCUGACCACACUAAGAGCUGAGAGGAGGAGACAUCUGGAGGAGGUGCUGGAGAUGAAGCAGGAGGCUCUGCUGGCUGCCAUUAGUGAGAAAGAUGCAAACAUAGCUUUGCUGGAGCUGUCCUCAUCUAAAAAGAAGAAGACGCAAGAGGAAGUUGCCCAGUUGCGGAGAGAGAAGGACCGUUUGGUGCAGCAACUCAAACAGCAGACACAGAACCGUAUGAAGCUCAUGGCGGAUAAUUACGAUGAUGGCUACUUGAAAACACCACCAGACCAGACCAACCACAAACCUCCAAAAUCACCUGAUCAGGAUGAUGAGGAGGGCAUUUGGGCAUAGCCUCACUGGCAGCCAUUUUGUUUUAGAUGGAUAAGAUCUGGGCGGAGAGCUACAGUACGAAGGAGCUCUACACUGGCCAUCUGAUUAUCCCAUACAACCAUCCCCUCAAUCCCAUAAUUUACAGAAUCAACUCAGCCCACAUCUCAUCACACCAGUAGCCCAGGG
Messenger RNA from Xyrauchen texanus (razorback sucker), 3415 nucleotides. It is a transcript of the gene erc1a, whose product is annotated as ELKS/RAB6-interacting/CAST family member 1a. The record is from RefSeq and is a predicted model, not a curated record. NCBI's taxonomy places the organism in Eukaryota, Metazoa, Chordata, Actinopteri, Cypriniformes, Catostomidae. Gene Ontology annotation, cellular component: cytoskeleton of presynaptic active zone. Gene Ontology annotation, molecular function: structural constituent of presynaptic active zone. Gene Ontology annotation, biological process: maintenance of presynaptic active zone structure; regulation of synaptic plasticity; neuromuscular synaptic transmission. The transcript has 19 exons. The coding region runs from base 335 to 3250 and encodes 971 amino acids.